GCGCGUGUUGUUUUUUUGAUACAUGCUCCGCUCCGGAGCUUCCGCUUCAACCAGCCCAUCACUAGCGCUGCUCACUUAGCGACUAUGUCUCUCGCCGUUUUACGCACAUGCAGGUGGCUACAGUUCAGCCGUUAGUUAGCUUAGCCUUAGCUCUGCGACCAGCUAGCCUCGCCGAGCCCUUGUAGCCCACGAGCUAACGCUGGCUAAUGCGCUACGCGGCCAGUAGCUUCCAGCGGCUGUCAGCAUCAUCACCAGGACGACGGGCAUCCCUGCCAACCGGCCGUCUGAUGGAAGGCUGAGGGGAACGAUGCUGAGAUUCCUCCGUAUCCUUCUGACAGUCCUGCUAGGUGUUCUGUGGGAUGGAGCUGAUGCUUUUGCUAGAGUAAGUUUAGUAGAUGGAGACGACAAGUGUUCAGGCAGAGUGGAGGUUCUCCACCACAACGAAUGGAGCACCGUCUGCGACCGCGACUGGGACCUCCGGGAGGCUCAUGUUGUGUGCCUGGAGCUGGGCUGCGGCUUGGCCGAAUCGGCCCUACGUGGUUCCGCGUUUGGACCGGGCAGAGGAGAGAUCUGGCUGCGGCACGUCCAGUGCUCUGGACACGAGUCCAGUUUGACACGCUGUGGUGUUGUGCUUUACAGUAAUUCCCACUGCACCCAUGAGAAUGAUGCAGGGGUGAAAUGCUCAGGUACCCUUCUAACGCCCACUCUCACCCUGCUGUCACCUCACACUGUGUUCUCUCCUGGGGAGGCUGUUCGCUUCAGCUGCAGUGUUUUGCUGGGUCAGCACCUCAGUGACUACCACCUGUACAAAGACGGCGUGUCCACGCCGCUGGUAACGCAGAGGGCUGACCACAGCCAGAUCAGCGUGGAGCUCACUCUGUCUGACAUAGAGACAUUCCAUCAAGGCAGCUACAGUUGUAGGUACAGAAUCAAAAGCGGUUUUCCAGCUGAACUACUCAGCUCUCCACCCAGCAACUCCAUCAACAUCACUGUAGUGGAACUCCUGACUCCUCAACAUUGGUACAACACAUCUACUGAGGCCCCAGCUGGUUCCGUCAUUAAAGGCCACAAUUUUAACAUCACGUGCUCCACCUCGCAGCAGUACCCCGGAGGUUCCUUCCAGCUGCGCCUGAUCCGCUCCAACGGCACCGUACGCCAGUCUCUGCCUGCUCUCACACCGUCUGUCACGUUCACCUUUCCCAAUGCACAGACCUCCAAUGAGGGCUAUUACUACUGCCUGUAUCGGGUCCAGCUGGGGGGGCGCAUCUUUGUCUCCAGAGAAAGCCAGCCUCUGCCUAUAGCCAUCAGAGACCCAGAUCCAGUGCUGAGUCCAGUGAUGAUCAGCUGGCUUGUGUCUGGCUUGACAUUUGUUGUAGCUGUCAUUAUUCUAAUCAUCGUGGCCAAGGUGCUUUGUAACAAAGAGAAGAAGCCUUCAGAACUGGAGCGAGAGACCAGAACCUGUGUGGAAAACACUUAUGUUGCCUUAUCAGUUAACAAGCUAUGAGGGGUGGUUGACAGACUGACUGCUGACACUACAUGGAAGGCUCAGUGUUCUACAAGGAUUCAGAGAGCAGGGGAUGUAGCUUGGUUCUUCUUCCAUGACACUGUUAGAAACUCUACAAACUGGACCAGACACAGUUGAGACUGGACACUAAUGCAGACCUACCUAAACCUGCCCCACAGCACUCACACUAUGUUAGCGUGGAAAGCAAGAAAAGUAAGUGAUGUAACUAACAACCACAGGACACUAACAGCAGAACAAUUCCUGCUCACUCACUGGGCGCACACUUGGUUACGGCCCUGACCCCAGAUGUGUGGCCAAGAAUGGUGGAUGUAAACGUUAACUGAGGAAACUGUCACGGGUCCCUCAGGUCUCUGUGUAUACGCAGUUUUAAGACAUAGGUCUGUAUUUAAUCAGGUUACGCUAAUGAUUGGCACCACUAACUUAUUACAUGCUUCCACAGAUCAAUAAUUCUUAAAGGAUUAGAAUGUGUUUUUGUAUUUUAAACGGAACCCUACUAUGCAUCGUAUGUCAUUAAUAUGUACAUUACUGCACUUUAAGUGUGUAAGUAGACGUUGUAGGUAAAUAAAUGCUGUUGAUGGA
Messenger RNA from Betta splendens (Siamese fighting fish), 2104 nucleotides. RefSeq lists its product as uncharacterized. Lineage: Eukaryota; Metazoa; Chordata; Actinopteri; Anabantiformes; Osphronemidae. The transcript has 8 exons. Gene Ontology annotation, cellular component: membrane. The record is from RefSeq and is a predicted model, not a curated record. Bases 308 to 1504 code for a protein of 398 amino acids.